Vicia villosa (hairy vetch) is the source of this 1236-nucleotide messenger RNA. RefSeq lists its product as uncharacterized. NCBI's taxonomy places the organism in Eukaryota, Viridiplantae, Streptophyta, Magnoliopsida, Fabales, Fabaceae. Bases 1 to 1236 code for a protein of 411 amino acids. The transcript has a single exon. The record is from RefSeq and is a predicted model, not a curated record.
AUGGAAACUGUCGAGAACCUAGUGAAUAAGUGGGGGUACAAGAAAGGGAGCUAUAGGGUAUGGGCGAAGAUAUUGGAAAUAGAUGAGGGUUAUAUUCCGAUUAGAAAGGAUGAUGAUGCAUAUGACUUUGAUUCUUAUUUUUGUGCAAAUGGUACUGAGGGAGACUUAUAUCUGGAACAUGAUGCUGAAAACAUAGAACUUUAUGUGAGGGAACCUGCUUGUGUUAAUGGAGACACUGAUCUAGAUGACUUAGGAGAUGAAGUGGUUGAGGGUUUGGAUGAUAGUGAGGACGACAGAGCCACUGCCUUGUUAGAUGGAUUUGAGGGUAUUGAUGUAACUUUGCCACUAAGGGAAGAGGGGGUAGUUGCUGGAUUGUUGACUAGGCCCAAUAAGAAAUGUGAAGAAGAUGCAUAUGUUAGUGAUGAGCUCAACUCAUCAGAUCCAAAUGAGUCUUGUGAUGAGGAUAAGCCCAAGUAUGAGAAAUUUAGGAAAGAGCACCUAAAUAAGGACUUCAAGUUUAAGUGGGGUAUGGAAUUUAAUACACUUGUUGACUUCAAAGAGGCAAUACGUGAGUGGUCAGUUCUCAAUGGUAGGGAAAUUAGUUUUGUGAAAAAUGAAAGUUAUAGAGUAAGGGUAGAGUGUAAGGCUAAAUGUGGUUUUUUGGUCUUAUGUUCCAAAGUGGGCCACAAGCAUACUUAUGCUAUAAAAACACUUGUAGACACCCACACAUGUGCUAGGGUUUUAAACAACAGAUCUGCAAACUCAAGAUGGGUGGCUAAGCACGUAGUCAAGAAAAUGCAAUCAAGUGAAAAUGUAAGAAUCAGGGACAUAAUGCAAGAUGUAAGGCAAAAAUUUUCAGUGGGUAUUACUAUUGCUCGGGCAUGGAAGGCUAAGUUGAUGGCAAAAAAAAUAGUGGAGGGAGAUGCUGAUAUGCAAUAUGCUGCUCUAUGGAGGUAUGCAUCUGAAUUAAAAAGAGUUAAUAGUGGCAAUACUGUGAAAAUUAAUGUUGAGAGACCAAGCCCAACUAUCCAACCUAGAUUUGGAAGUUUCUACUUCUCUUUUAAUGGCUGCAAGAAAGGGUUUAUCAAUGGAUGUAGGCCCUUUAUAGGGGUUGAUGGAUGUCACCUGAAAACCAAGUAUGGUGGUCAACUUCUGAUUGCACUUGGAAGGGAUCCAAAUGAUCAAUACUUCCCAUUGGCUUUUGGAGUGGUUGAAACUGAGACCAAGGAGAGUUGA